ACGCCUCCCUCAUCCUCUCGUUAAUUGCCUGUCGUCGUCGUCGGCUUCGCUCCGUCGUUGCAUCCAAGCCCCAACCGGCCUCUGCGUUUACCUUGUUCCCUUUCUCACACUCGUUUGGUCCCUCUGACCACGUUACUUGCCGUCUCCGUCCUCCUCUCCGUCCUCCUUUAACCCGGCCCUGAUUCCCUACACGCGAGCAUAGCAUAGCGACACCACCUCCGAUCAUCCGCUGACCCCUUUCGACACCUCAUCGACACGUUUGCUUGGUUCCUGGUAGCCGCAGUAGAUAUCGAGUUCGGCACAUCAAUCCCCAGGGCUCACGCCCUACGCUUUGCUUUGUCCAUACAAGAUCCAUUCCUCUCUGCUCACGGCCGAUUGGGGCUUUGGCGACCAGCUCCCUUGCAUCCUUGUCGAACCAUCCCCUAAUAUACAAACGAGUCACAACAAACUUGGAACAACCUAAGAAAUAUCGCCAACUUCCAGAGAUUGUUCUGUCCGAGUUUUUAGGCAUGGUGCAAUUCAACCCGGCGCUUCAAAAUUGCCAUUGCUGAACCGAGCGCUUUCACCGUCACACGGAUUGCUCGAUCCUCUUUAUCUCCCUCGUAAUCUACCAAACAAACACGUCGUUACACCCGAGACGGGUUUUCCUCAGAGACUACUAUGGAUGCCCCCAAAUCAGCAGCUGAUGAGCUGUUGGACCUGUUAAAGAACCCAUUUAAGCAGCCCUUAUCGGAUGGCGCCAUUUGGUCUGCUCUCGGUACCUCGGUGGGUAUCACCGCCGUUACCGCUAUAAUAUUCUCCUUCGUUCGGCCUUAUAAUACCGUCAUCUAUGCUCCCAAAUUGAAGCAUGCUGAUGAGAAACAUGCGCCUCCUCCCCUGGGAAAGGGCUUCUUUGCCUGGGUCAUGCCUUUGUGGCGCACUACAGAGAAAGACCUAGUCUCGCACGCCGGUAUGGAUGCCGCCGUCUUCCUUCGGGUUAUGCAGAUGUGCAGAAACAUAUUUCUCGUGCUCUCUGUACUCGGGACUGCGAUACUUCUGCCCAUAUAUUGGGAACUCAACUCAGACAAGACUGACCAGCAGAGGUGGACUCUGAGAUUUACGCCUGCGAAUGUGUGGGGGGAACCAAUCUGGGCGCUCGUUGUCAUUGGAUACUCGUUCAAUAUAACUAUCUGCGGCUUCUUGUGGUGGAAUUACAGGCAAAUAUACAAGCUGCGACGUCUUUAUUUUGAGAGCGAGGAGUAUCAGCAGAGCCUCUCCGCGAGAACUCUGAUGUUGAAUGACAUCCCCAAGAAUAUGGCCUCAGAUGAAGGCGUUGCGAGGAUCAUUGACAGCAUGGUACCCCAGUCCUCUUUCUCUAGAACUGUUAUUGCGCGCAAUGUAAAGCUCAUCCCUAGUUUGAUCGCGCAACAUGACCAUACAGUUCGCAAACUAGAAAAGGUUCUAGCCAAGUAUCUAAGAGAUCCACAAAAUCUUCCUCCCAGUCGACCACAGUGCUACCCUUCAAAGAAGGAUCCAUCUUAUGGGACCUACCCUAAAGGUCAAAAGAUUGAUGCCAUCGAUUACUUAACACAGCGCAUUAGAGAACUGGAACUGGAGAUCAAGGAGGUCCGUAGCACACUUGACAGGCGCAAUACCUACUCCUAUGGAUUCGCCAGUUAUGACGAUAUCUCCGAAGCCCAUGCCAUUGCGUACACCUUGCGCAAGAAGAAACCUCAAGGUGCCACUGUUGUUCUUGCUCCUAAACCUAACGACAUUAUCUGGGACAACAUGAACCUCAGUCCAUCUACCCGAAGCUGGCGCCGGUUUGUAAACAACCUCUGGAUUAUUCUCCUCACCUUUUUAUGGAUCGCUCCGAACGCCCUGAUUGCUAUCUUUGUGUCAAAUCUGACAAACUUGGGCCUGGUGUGGGACGGGUUCCAAAAGCAGUUGUCUACCAAUACGGCGUUCUGGGCGAUUGUGCAGGGUGUCGCAUCCCCAGCUCUUACUUCGUUAAUCUAUCUCGUUCUUCCGAUCAUCUUCCGCCGUCUUUCGAUUAGGGCUGGCGAUCGUACAAAAACAGGCCGUGAUCGCCAUGUCGUCGCUAAACUAUACGCGUUCUUCAUUUUCAACAACCUAGUCGUUUUCUCGCUAUUCAAUGCAGUGUGGAGCUUUGUCAUAACAGUCAUCGACACAACUCAAAGUGGAUCAGAUAUUGGGAGUGCGAUCCUGAAUAGCCAGUUUUUCGAGACAUUGUUUAUUUCUCUUUGCAAUACUUCCCUGUUCUGGGUCACAUGGCUAUUGCAAAGAAAUUUGGGUGCUGCUAUAGAUCUGGCACAACUCUGGCCCUUGAUCUACAGCUUUUUCAUGCGCAAGUUUUCAAGUCCUACACCGAGAGAGAUGAUCGAGCUCACGGCUCCUCCUACGUUCGAUUAUGCCAGUUAUUAUAAUUUUUUCCUAUUUUACUCUACUGUCGCCUUGUGUUUCGGUGGUCUUCAGCCGUUGGUGCUUCCAGCUGCUGCGCUCUAUUUCUCGAUUGACGUCUGGCUAAAGAAAUACCUCCUUCUCUAUAUUUUCAUCACGAAAAACGAAUCUGGUGGUAUGUUCUGGCGUGUCAUAUAUAACCGCUUCGUUUUCGGCACCAUUCUAGCGAACUUGGUCAUCUUUCUGGCCGUAUUUCAACGGGGUGAUGGUCAGCAUAUCCAGGCGUAUGCGGUUGUUCCUCUGCCAUUCCUCAUGGUUCUUUUCAAGAUAUUCUGCGCCCGAGCCUACGACGCCAAGAUACAUUUCUAUUCAACCCAGUCUAUUACCAGGAACACCAACCCCAAUGCUCUGAAGGACCCCUUGAGAUCUAGCACUAAUCUCGCUGCACGAUUCGGCCACCCAGCGCUGUACAGGAAUCUUAUUACCCCAAUGGUACAUGCGAAGGCGCAGAACCUUUUAGCUUCAAUCUAUAAGGGCCGACUGUCGGAUGGGCGUACUGCUGAUUCAGGUGACACCAUGUCCACUUCUGGCUAUUCAGACGCAUACGCUAUGAAACCUAUGAAUUCGUCUAGGCCGGGCAAAUCUGCGGGUGUUCCUGGAUUUGAAAUUGUGCCAGAGUCGCGUCUCGAUUUUGAAUAUUAUAAAAACCGGUCAGAGUUCGCCGCGGAGCAUGGUGCUGGAGAUCUUUUCGGUCGUUCAAAUGAUAUAAUGCGCCCUGAUACGCCGGGAAGUAUGUGGAAUGGCAGCGAACCCAAUUCUCGCUCGGCAAGUCCCGCACCUCCAGUUCCUCGCAUACCGAGCCCUGGUCCGAGUCGCAUCCUAUCCCCAGCUUCAGAUGGUGGAAUGACUUAUCCGUCCGGGUAUAUACAUCCAAUGGGAAGCCCCUACACACCACCUAUUGACGUUGGGCAAGCGCGAAGCCCACUGUAUUCACAAGGGAAUGAUAGCAAUUCCAACCUAAUGAGCAACGCAGCGCCCAUGCCGGUAGCCAGUGCGCCUGGGUUCAGAGAACGUAGCGUGGAGCGACUGGGCAGGACGCCUGGCGGUGUUGGGAUGCUUGGCGGCGGUCCGCAAGGCUACGGUGGUUUACCUCAAGAGGAAAUCGCUUCUCCCGAGCAUGAUCCUAUGCAGUACAACUAUUUCCGAGAGGCGCGAAGGCCGAGGCGCGAUCACUCACAAGGAUGGUAAUUUUUUUUGCCUCAAGAAUUCCUCCAAAUGUAUAUAAAACGCGUUGUGUAUUUUUGAUGGCAUGAAUAUGGGAUGCGGUGGGUUAGUAGCAGGCGUUUUCUGGCGUUUUCUGAAUUCUGUCUGUCUAUCUGGUUUUUUUAUGGCAGGCCAUUGACAGACAUGGUGUUUCAUUUUCUUGUCACCUGGAUGAAAAGAUCAGAAGCAUUUGGAGAGCGAGAAAGACAGAUGCAUGAGGUUGAAACUGAUGAACGACGAGCAUAGAAAUCGCGUGGUGUGUAGUCUGACGCCCGAUCGAUUGUAAAGCAUUAUGCAUCAUAUCAUGUAUUGAAUUACUUAGAACCUUCUUAAUAAUAUAGUAUCCUCAGGGAAAGGCACUUGGGUGCCUUUGUCCCUGGGGUUAUAUGUUUCUUCACGCUAGAUAAAUGAGUUUGAAUAAUUAUGUUUUCUGGGUUUGGG
This is a messenger RNA of Xylaria bambusicola, 4104 nucleotides long. RefSeq lists its product as uncharacterized. Bases 661 to 3648 code for a protein of 995 amino acids. Gene Ontology annotation, molecular function: calcium-activated cation channel activity. Gene Ontology annotation, cellular component: plasma membrane. The record is from RefSeq and is a predicted model, not a curated record. NCBI's taxonomy places the organism in Eukaryota, Fungi, Ascomycota, Sordariomycetes, Xylariales, Xylariaceae. The transcript has 3 exons.